This is a messenger RNA of Drosophila rhopaloa, 913 nucleotides long. RefSeq names its product Golgi-associated plant pathogenesis-related protein 1. The record is from RefSeq and is a predicted model, not a curated record. Lineage: Eukaryota; Metazoa; Arthropoda; Insecta; Diptera; Drosophilidae. The transcript is spliced from 4 exons. The coding region runs from base 116 to 556 and encodes 146 amino acids. Gene Ontology annotation, cellular component: extracellular region.
GCUUGGGCUGCAAUAUUUUAAUUAACAUCAACAUAAAAAGUUGAACGGACGUAACUAACAAGAGACAUAAGUGAAUUUUAGCCAAGUUGGAAGGAGUUUAUAUUGAAAUUGCAAAAUGAGCAUUCAACAAUUUGAACAAGAUGUUCUUAAAGCCCACAAUACAUAUCGGGCCAAGCAUGGUGCUCCACCCUUAACUCUGAGCCCCAAGCUUAAUCAAUUGGCCACCGAAUGGGCCAAGUACUUGCUGUCCAGAAAUCGAAUGGAGCAUCGACAGAACAGCGGCUAUGGCGAGAAUAUCUAUAUGGCCUUCGGAGGAAAUUUGGAAGGUGCAGACGCCGUUAGAUCUUGGUACGAAGAGAUUCGUCUUUACAAUUGGAACUAUCCUUCAUUUCAAAGUAGCACAGGACACUUCACUCAGGUUGUUUGGAAGGGCUCCACUGAGUUGGGCGUAGGUUUUGCCAAAAGGGGAAAUACCAUAUACGUAGUGUGCAACUACAAUCCCCCUGGCAACUACAACAACAUGUUCAGAGAGAACGUAGCUCCUCCAAGGCAAUAGUUAUAUACUUUUAUUAACUAAACACAUUCCAAAGAUAUACAGGAACUUAGAAAACAUAAGUAAACCAAACAAACGACUAACAAUUCUGAAAGGCUAAAGAAUCUAAAUAAACUUUUUCCAUAUCAUUCCAAAGAAAUAAGCGAGCUUCCAAGCCGAAAAUAAUAUUUUUGAAUAGAUAUUCUUAAAAAAAAGCAAUGUUGCCAAAGAAACAAAAUACAGGUGAAGAAAAUAUUUGUAUUGAAUUUUAAAUUCAUAAAUGUAAAGCUCUUAGAAUAGCAAGUGAAUUUUUAAAACGUCAAGCAUAUAAUGUUAAAACUUGUUCGAAUUUUAAAUUCAUUACUUUCAAGACAUCCAAUC